AUGAAGCGGCCGAAGCCGAGACCGACUCUCCCGGCCGACCUAGCUGACUCAGAUUCAGUCUUCUUCAGGAAGCCUGGAAACGAGUCUGUUAUCGGAUCUGGCACCUACGGCAAGGUCUUCAAGGGCCUCAACGUCUAUACAAAGAAUCUUGUUGCCCUCAAACGAAUCCGCAUGGAGGGUGAGCGCGACGGUUUCCCCGUCACGGCCGUUCGAGAAAUCAAGCUUCUACAGUCGCUCAGGCAUGUCAACAUUGUCGCCCUUCAAGAGGUCAUGGUAGAGAAGAACGAUUGCUUCAUGGUUUUUGAAUAUCUAUCGCAUGAUCUCACAGGUCUCCUGAACCACCCCUCGUUCAAGCUGGAUGCGGCUCAGAAGAAGCAUCUCGCCAAACAAAUGUUUGAGGGCUUGGAUUACCUCCACACCCGAGGAGUCUUGCACCGAGAUAUCAAAGCAGCCAACAUCUUGGUGAGCAAUGAAGGUAUCCUCAAAAUUGCCGAUUUUGGUCUUGCCCGUUUCUAUGCCAAGCGUCAUCAGUUGGAUUACACCAACCGUGUCAUUACUAUCUGGUACCGAUCUCCUGAAUUGCUACUCGGAGAAACAAAGUACACGGCCGCUGUCGACGUUUGGAGCGCGGCAUGUGUCAUGGUAGAGAUAUUUGCUCGACACGCCAUCUUUACUGGAGACGGAACCGAGCUCAGCCAGUUGGAAAAGAUAUAUAAUAUCUUGGGUACGCCGACUCUUCAGGACUGGCCCAACCUCGUCGACAUGGCUUGGUUUGAACUAUUGCGCCCAACAGCGAAGCGGAAGAAUGUCUUUGGCGAUAAGUACCGGGACAAGGUGACGCCGGCAGCGUUCGAGUUGCUCUCGGCCAUGUUCCAAUACGAUCCUGCCAAACGCCCCAGCGCGUCCGAAGUGCUUCAGCAUCCUUACUUCACCAAAGAAGAACCACAACCACGACAGGCUAUUGAGUGA
This is a messenger RNA of Fusarium vanettenii 77-13-4, 969 nucleotides long. RefSeq lists its product as uncharacterized. Bases 1 to 969 code for a protein of 322 amino acids. The record is from RefSeq and is a predicted model, not a curated record. Lineage: Eukaryota; Fungi; Ascomycota; Sordariomycetes; Hypocreales; Nectriaceae. Gene Ontology annotation, biological process: transcription elongation by RNA polymerase II; positive regulation of transcription elongation by RNA polymerase II; protein phosphorylation. Gene Ontology annotation, cellular component: nucleus; cyclin/CDK positive transcription elongation factor complex. The transcript has a single exon. Gene Ontology annotation, molecular function: ATP binding; cyclin-dependent protein serine/threonine kinase activity; cyclin binding.